Molecule: messenger RNA, 2946 nt
Organism: Dermochelys coriacea (leatherback sea turtle)
Lineage: Eukaryota; Metazoa; Chordata; Testudines; Dermochelyidae
Gene: COMMD4
Product: COMM domain containing 4
Exons: 7
Coding region: 228-908 (226 amino acids)
Source: RefSeq, a predicted model, not a curated record
AAGAGCUGCCAGCGGCGGAGCCUCAGGCUGUGCAAUAAGUCAGCAGGCUCCACGGCUGAAGCGUCACUACAUCUGCGGUCAGCUGACUCGGCUCAGCGAGCUGCUGAUAGGCUGCGGCGCGGGGAAGUCUGUGGUCAGCUGACUGCGCUCCGAGAUCAGCUGAUGGGUUCCAGCCCUGGCGUGGGUGAGGGGCCCCCUGCCCGGCGUUGCAGAGACGGCGGGAAACCAUGAGGUUCCGGUUCUGCGGAGACUUGGACUGUCCCGACUGGGUCCUGGCCGAAAUCAGCACCUUGGCCAAAAUAUCCUCGGUGAAGCUGAAGCUUAUCUGUGGCCAGGUGCUCAAGGACCUGCAGGGCGAGGGGAUUGAUACAGCAGCUGACCCAUUGUUUGGAUCGUUGAGGUUCCCUGUAGAACAUGCCUGGAGCACUAGCAGCCAGUGGGAAUGGCCCAUCCUGCACCCCCCAUUCCCGAUCAGCCAUGUGCCACGUGCUAUGUGGUCCUAUGAGGAGAAACAGAGCCCCCUACAGGACAGCCUGAGGGCACGCAGCCUGAGAGGUAAGUGUUCCCCCUCUGGCCAUGCAAACCUGCUGCUGCUCCAGGCCGCGGAUGGGAGAUGGUCCUUCAACAGGGGUACGGGCCCUGCUGGUACCCUGCUGCCCCCAGCUGUUCUCCUGUGUCCAUGGAUGGAAGUUCAAUGUCUGGACUCUGUGUCCUGCAGGGUGGAUCGCACGCUCAGCUCCAGCCAGCUCCAGCAGGUCAACGAACCCCUCGUGCACCUGAAGCUCAUCGUGCGAGACGGGGACCGAGAUGGGACGGAGCCCUUUGCCAUGACCAUGUUGGCAGAGAAGUUCCAGGUCUUACUGGCAGAGCUGAGACAGGCCCACGCCAUGAUGAAAACUCUCAGCUGAGGAGCCAGGAGGACGGCAGCGAGCGUGGAAGAAGCCAGCUGAUUGUGCUGCGACCCAUCGGAGAGUCUGGUGGGUGCGGUUCCUCUGCUGGGGAAGCUCCUCGCCGCACACAGCCACAGACACUGCCUGGGCAGAGGUUGGACUGCGCUCUCUCCUCCCUUCUCAGACCCCUGCUGCAGCUGAAACUGACGACUGCUCUUCCCACUCUUCCUGGCUGCUGUCUCCCCCGCCCACCUCUCUCGCUGUGGAGCCUCCUGCCUGCAAACCCUUAUGCUUCCAGGACCCCCACCCCAGGAUCCAUCCCCAGAGCAAUGGUGCUUGGGGGCUUCUGCAUCUGCUAACGAGAUCUCCACCUCAAGACCAGCUUCAGCUCGGAGUUCCCAUAACAAAGGUGUCCAAACCCAUGGGCCGUGCCACCGUGUUACACACAUGCCUCCGGAGAAUACCCAGGCCUGCUGACUGGAGGCUAGUUUAACGGUGAAAGACCCUGAAAUCCCCUGCCCAGCCCUUUGUUGGUGGCUCUGUUCCUGAACAGCUGCAGGGAGCUGACCUGCCCUUUUGCUUCGGCCUGAAUUGUCUCCUGUGGCUACUCCAAGGCAGGCGCGCAGGCUCCCAUGUCUCCUCUGGAGACGUAGCAUGCUGCAGCCCUCCAAAUGCUGCAGCUAGGCCAGCUCCACAUCACUUGUUGACUGCAGCAAUCCAGGAUGCCUGUGGCUGGGGCAACUCUCCCAGUCGUACAUAAGAGGUUGGGAAGUUUUACCAGCUGAAGCAGAUGGAGUAUUCUCUAGUCGCUUCUUGCUCCCCCGCAUCCCUCCCCUAAAAAGCACUUUGCCUCUGUUCUGUCCACUUCCUCUAAAGGAGCCUCUUGCCUGGGGGUGGGAUAAAUGCAGCUUUUCUAUCUUUCUGUCCCGCACCUACCGCCUCUUCCAGGGCAGCUCAGUGCAUGGAAUAAAGGAUCAGCAGGAAUGUGCAUCUGUGAAUCUCUCCAUGUGUUUCCGGUUGGCCUUGGCACAUGAAGUCAGUUAUUUGUAAUGUUUCCUAUUUUGCCAGCGGGAUCCAAUAAAGCCACGUGGUUAACAAAGGCAGCACCCUGCAGGAGCGUUUUUAAUUUGCACUGCUGCCUCCCUUGUUAGCCCUGUGCCCUCAUUUCUGAAACCCUCACAAGAUGGGGAACAGAGACGUCUUUAUAUAACUGGAGUAAAUCUUAAGUCAGGGAUCGGCAACCUUUGGCACGCGGUCGGUCAGGGUAAGCCCCUGGCAGGCCAUGCCAGUUUGUUUACCUGCAGCCCCCAUUGGCCUAGAACAGCGAACCGCGGCCAGUGGGAGCUGUGAUCGGCCGAACCUGUGAAUGCUGCAGGUAAACAAACCAGCCCAGCCCGCCAGGGGCUUACCCUGAUGGGCUGCAUGCCAAAGGUUGCCGAUCCCUGUCUUAUGUAUUUGAAAGGGAGGGACUGAUGCCACAGGCAAAAUUAAUCAUAUGGGCAGGUGCUCUAUAACCUAUUCCCAGCCCCUGCAGCUCUGUCAAUGUCUCUCCAUCCCACAUACACCCUCCCUGCUCUUUCAGUCCUGACCUUUGCUUACCCUGGCUCUGGUUUCUACAAAGUCCAUAAACUAUUCGCUCACCCCAGCCUUGUCUUGUAACAACCCUGGCUAGUCCAGCCCUUGCCCCAGGCACAGCUCUGGUAACACAGCCAUCGAGGGACCAGUUGGGUUUUGCUAACUUCAUUUGCUAACUUAGUGCUCAGUUUACAUUGGCCCCUGCCACUGGUGCCCUAGUGUGCUAACCCCCUUUCCUGGCUACAGCUCAGGGUUCUGAUUUACAGGAACUUCACAGCUUGGGGAUCAUGCAGUUGCUCCUUUAGAGCAAAGUCAACAUAGCCCGAAGGCAGUGAAGUGGGUAAUCAUUUUAACUGCAGCCUUUGAAAUAAUUUGGUAAAUGGCUGCUAAACAGCAAAAGACCAGGCCAGCCCUGUAUUUUUAAGAACAAGGCCAUGUUCCAUUGAAUUGAAAGGCAAUACAGUUAAAAUGGUACAAACAA